Messenger RNA from Sceloporus undulatus (fence lizard), 5953 nucleotides. It is a transcript of the gene FAM131B, whose product is annotated as family with sequence similarity 131 member B. The coding region runs from base 111 to 1445 and encodes 444 amino acids. The transcript has 8 exons. The record is from RefSeq and is a predicted model, not a curated record. Lineage: Eukaryota; Metazoa; Chordata; Lepidosauria; Squamata; Phrynosomatidae.
CUGGGAUGCUGGGAGGGAAAAUGUUCGGCAGACUUCCAAGCCUACCACCACACCAUUCCCUUUAAUCAAAUUUGCAGCCUCCCACAGCUGCAUUUUAAUAAGCAGUGGCAAUGAGGCCCUUGGAGAGAGUUCACGGAUCUCCUAUGUCAAGCCUGGUUUUGCCUUAUCUUGUGAAUCAUCUGCUGGCACAUCCUGCGGACACACAGGGUUCAGGAAACGAAGUGAUUGCGGUGGACUGGAAAGGGCUGAAAGAUGUGGACCAGAUCAACAUGGACAGCACCAGCUCACUCCAUGGCAGCAGCAUCCACCGGCCCUCCACUGAGCAAACACGGGCAGAUUUCUCCUGGGAUGGCAUUAAUCUAUCCAUGGAAGAUACAACCUCCAUCCUUCCUAAGCUGAAGCGAAACUCGAAUGCAUAUGGGAUUGGAGCUCUUGCGAAGUCAUCUUUCUCCGGGAUAUCUCGCAGCAUGAAGGAUCAUGUCACCAAGCCCACUGCCAUGGGCCAGGGUCGUGUCGCACACAUGAUUGAGUGGCAGGGUUGGGGACAAGGCGCCAGCCAGCAACAGAUCCAUACUCAUGAAACUGUACGGAAGGAUGCUGAUGCUUACUCUGACCUUAGUGAUGGGGAAAAGGAGGCUCGAUUCCUUGCAGGGGUGAUGGAACAGUUUGCUAUCUCAGAAGCCACCCUCAUGGCCUGGUCUUCCAUGGAUGGUGAGGAUAUGAGUGUCAACUCAAACCAGGAGAACCAAGCUGGGAACUACAAUGAAAAUUACCAGCAGAUGGUGGAUAACCAAGGUGAAAACGGACAAGAUCAUCUGGUCCAAGCACAGUAUGACAGCUGGCCUCACUCUUAUGUCUCUCAAGGCAUGUACUGCCUGGGUUCCUCUGAGGCCUGGGAGACCAGCGACCAGUCCCUCAUUGCUUCCCCAGCUACCGGCUCCUAUAUUGGCCAGAACUUCGAAGGCUCCCAACCCAACUUGCAGGAAAAUGUUUUGAUCCAGAACAACCUUAUUCAGCAGCACCAGUUGCUACAGCUGCAGCAGCAGCAGCAGCAGCAGUUGCAACAACUGCAACAACAACAACAGCAGCAACUACAACAACAGCAGCAACAACAACAGCAACUGCAACAGGCCCUGCUCCCAAAUACUGGCCUUGUGGAGGUAUGGCCCACUCAGACAAUUCCUGGUGGGGGCAAUGGGGGCACUGCUGAAUCCAGCACCCUUGUGGGCGUUCACACAGAGGAGGAAGGGAACCCCUUGCUGGAGAAAGCACCACUAUUGAACAAGAAGCCCUCACCAGAGGAGGACGAUGUUGUAUGCCGGGAUUUGGAGUCCCUUUCUCCCCGGGAAGAGCCUGAACCUGCUGUCCUCAGCCGCAAGGUCUCUGACGUGACUUCUUCUGGGGUGCAGUCUUUUGAUGAGGAGGAAGGAGAAGCCAACAACUGAUGCUGCCAUUGAGGAACCUUUUGCCCUUAUGCAUGGGAAACACUGGUGGGGGGGGGGGGGGAGUGACAGGGAAGUCCCUCUCCAGCUCCGGAAUCCCCAGGCACACUAGCACACUUGUUUGUUUGUUAUUUUCGUUUAAUGGAAAGGUAAGCCAAGGAUCAAAAGUGCUGGACAUUGGGAAGUCCUCCUCAACUCCUGCACAUACUGGGCCGAACCUUCAAGACCUACUGCCUUGGACGCUCAGGCACAGGGAGCUCAGGGAAGGUAUCACAAGUGCAUGGCUCACAGUGGAUACAGGUCUGCUAAUAAAAGGAAUACAUGGCUGUAGAGACACAGCCAUACUUUUAAUACAGCAAUGGAGAGGAUGCUGCUAAAGUAUGCUCUGGUUGAAUGUAAGGAUCACUGAAGGUACAGACAAAAGGUUUACACUGUGGCCUUGUGAGAAGGGGAAUAGUGAGAACUUUGUUGACAGACGUACAGCAAAAGUGACAGGCAUAGAAUCUGCUUAUGGAAGUUAGGUUAUGUCAGGAGGAAAGCUCUAUACUGGAGACCUAGAGGAUGUAACGUGGAAGCAGUGUCUCUGUGGACACAGAUCGUGCAUGAUAAUAAAAAAUGAGGGUCAGUGGAUUUUAACCAUCCUAGGAUGUGGGCAGAGCUCCUAUGUGAGCCCAGUCCAAACCUCAUUCUCCAGCACAUGUACACUAAUCACUACAGAAAUUUUCCUUUAUCCCCAUUAUCUCUGUCUGCCUGGGAGCUGGAGAGGGUUUUCCUCCCUGUUUAUAAUAUUGGGCACUGCAUGCAGGGUUAGGAAAAGGGAGGGGGGGUCAUCUGCUAAGUUUAUAUUAUAUGCAGACAUGGAAUCCUCUCUAGUUAUGAACAUGAAAAACAAAGAAAGCAAGUAUGUGUGACAUUGGUAUCACAGUUUCCCAGUUUCUACUAGGGCUUUUGUUGUCACAUUUUUCAGAAUUUUUGUAUUUUGAGCAGUGGCCAACAGAGGGAAUGGCCUGGUUGCUGCCUAGUGUGAGGUAAUGCUGCUUUCCUAGGAUCACUGGAUUCUCUGUAGUGCCAAAAUAUGAAGCAGAGACUGUGAAAGAGAAUCAUUCUUCUCUCUUUCUAUUAAGUUUUGUCUCCUGUUCUAUUUUGUUUUUCCUGUGGUCAUGUAAAUUUUUCUCAGGCCUCAUAUCAGUCAAAAAAAAUGUGAAAGAGGUAAGCAAAAUGGUCUUCUGGGUUUUGCAAGAUGUUUUUCCAUCUGGUUUUUGGAGGAUCUGUGUGAAAACAACAACUUGGCUCGUGGGUUCACAACUUUAGAUCAAAGUUGCCCUCAACCUCUUUCAAUGUCUUGGUCAGGCAAAACGUGUUUUUUUAAUCAGUAUAAAAACCAUAUGUUAAUCUCCCCCAAGUCUCCAGCCUCAUAUGGAAAAUAAAAGAUGGAAUAAAAUAAUAGUGUAAAGCAGGGCAAGCCAAAUGUAACUGGUCAUCAAUGAAGUGGCAGAUGCUGACAUUAAAUAAGGACAUAAAGCCUGUCUGGUGACAAGGAUACUUCAGGCCUCUCUUUCCUCCUCUCUGGGCUUACCUCUUUAUGCCUGAUUUGUUCUGUUCACCUGGUAUUCAAAGCUGGCUUCUCACCAAUAUAUUUUUGUCCAGGCUCUUGACUACAGGAUGGUGGAGGAAACCAUACUGCAAAGAUUUCAUCACCCAAAUCUGGGACCUGUCACAUAAAGAGGGAACAAAAACCAGUGUUGAAUCCAGAAGGAGCAUUAUGCUUUGCAUUCAGAUAUCAUCCACUGUGGGAAGGGGGAGCUGAGUGGGACACUUCUGCCCCUGGAAUUUUGAAGCAGAGUAGAUGGAGGUCUCUAGUUUAUGGAUUUCAGAUGCUAGGGGCUCCUAUCUUCCCCUGGACCGCAUUUUCCUUAGCAAUGCUGUCAUGGCAGAAUGAGUCACAGCAAUGCAUGGAAGAAAAGCCUCUUGUCAACCUUCCUCUUCCUUAUCUCCAUUUCCUUUUUCUUCCUGGCUCCCCAAGUAGGGAGGCUGCUCGGUUUCUGAGUGUUUGGGGGUCACCCUCUUUCUAAAAUAUGUUUACAUGCUACGGUGCCAACCUCUGAAGGCUAAGAGGGUUGGAUAUAGCACUGCUCUGAGUAUGAGGGUGAAACCUCAUGUUCCUGCAUUUAUAAUAAUUGCUGCAUUCUGGCUGUCAGUGGUGGGGGAAUUCUGCCAGCGACGGUGACAUGGAUAGAAGAAAGUGCAGUGGGCUCUUCUCUGCAACUAAGUCAUGGAUGAGACUGGAGUUACCCCAACAUGAUUGCACCUUCAGGAUAAUCAGAAAGCUUUGAGAUAUUCCCUGUUUUGUGAUGGUUUUUGGGGUGGAGAUUCAGGCAGCCUACUUCGUCUUUCCUCUAAACCAUUACGCUCCACGUGCCUAUCCAGGACCAGGACUAAACCUGGAUGUUUACGGGAGAAAAGUAGUACAAGACCGGGUGCAGCAGCAGAAAUUUUCUUUGCUGGUUACUAGCAAAGUUCUUCCAUUGUCAUCUUCCAUUCUGCUUUAUAAAAAUGACAUAACUCACAUUCUUGCAAAUGGGAUUGCUUUUGUCAAGUGUACUUAGUUCUUCUAACCCAGUUUUCACUGAGUAGUAAACUAAAUCUGGGAGGAGGGGGUAUUCAGACGGUGAACAGCGUUACCAAUUAAUUUCUUUCCGGUGAAUAUUCUGCUAAAUAUUGGGAAAUUCCGGGGAUUUUGGUAAAACAUUCCAGGAAAUAUCUUUGAGGCUUGUUGGCAACACUGAUGGUGAAAACGAUCCUGUUGAAUGUGGGUUGAAUCUCUGUUGUUCACAUGCAUUUUGAAUGCACUCAAGUUCUUUUUGAGGGGGGGGGGGACUGCCAAAACCCCGACCUAACCUGAGAUAAACAAUUGUUUUUCCCCCCAGAUUUUCACAUUGUUGGUUGUGUGAAUAACCAAAAAUGCAAAUAGACCCGGGAUAAACUGGGAUAAAACUACAUGCCUUGAAUGUGUUUCGAAUGCAUCUGUAUAACCAACUCCAUCUUUAUUUCCAGUGCUGACAUGUGUGAAAAACUGAACUCACAGAGAUGCAGUUCCGAUAUAAAAAAAUAGUGUGAACAACAAAACCAGAAUGUGGGAGCGAGAUUAUUCACAUAGUCAUAAUAACAAAAAUAACAUCUGAAUAACUACCAUAUGACUUCAGAGAGUUGAAUGCUGUCCAGUACAAAACAUUUCCCUGCAUACAGAAUGCUAGACAUGGAAGUGCUGUGUUCUCCACAGCCUGAUAUUUUCUGUAUGCAAUUAAGUUUUUGUAGCAUUUUCAUUGAACCUUGUAUGGUAACCGAAGCUAUACAGCCUGUAGACAUUUUUAAACAGGUCAGUGGUGAAGUCGGCAUAAUUCUUUGUUUUCUGAAAUGGGUUUUGGUUUCUUCUUGCACAUUCCAGGCAUGACUUACCUACACUCGGACCUGUUUCGAUGUCUCAUCCUAUUUUCCAAAAUGUAUUUCCCAGUUACAUUUGCUUGAAUGAUUUCAACCACUCGUGUCUGGGUUUUGUCUCAAAGUCCAGUGGAGGCCUUUGGUCUACUUUACUGUGCUUUCUUCUGCUGUUUCCAGAAACCCAUGUUAUAUGUGAGAGACAGAGUUUUGUCUUGUGAAUAUAAACUAAUAUUCUUUAAUAGUUCUCUGGUUUAUUGGUGCUGUGCAUGAAGUGGUGGGAUUGCUGAAAAUUCCUUGGGGUCCUUCAAGCUACAAAAUGAGCUGAAAAAUAAUUUUGCAGCCAACCGUUUUUUAAAUAUAUAUAUACUUAUUUCUUUUUAGAGGUGGGUAUAUCCAGUGAUGCAAGGGGGCACCAAAUAUAUAGUUGCAGUGUAUAAAGAAGGAAUGGAAACUGUUAUAUUAAAGCAUGUUUAAAAAUAACCAAAGGUUUGAGGCUUAAGGGUGUUUGUUGUUUUGUUUUAAAAGUACCUGAAACUACUUUAGCAUCAGGGGAGAUUACUAGGAGUAGAUGGUCUUAAGAUCUUUUUGUGCUCUUGGGUUUCUGAACAAGGGAUGGAACAUAGAUUCUUCCCAUCCUUAAAGGAUGGCAUUUAUUGAGGUCUGUGACUUUUCAGGGAGAAAAUAAGGACUGGGGAAAGAGCAGAACAAGACAUGAAUUUACAGUGGUAACCCUCUCACCCUCCUCUUUCCUGGGGUACCCUAACACACAAAAACAAAACAGAUUUGCCUUUGGUCUUCCAGCUCCAAAAUGUCUUGGCUUGAAACUUUUUUGCUGGUUAUUCUGCGCAUGUUUUGAUAAUGUGACUUAUGAGAAUAUAUCUUCUAUAAAUAUAUAUGCCAUAUAUAUAAAUACAUAAAUAUAUAUAUGUAACUCUAUAAAUAUAGAUAUAAAAAUUAUAUGGCAUUUCAUGCCUGGUUGUGGUAACAGCCACUGAGGAAGAGGGAACAUUGCCUGAAAGGGCAUGUAAGAACCUUAUAUGAAGUUAUUAUUAAACAGCACGUGGUUUUUGCCA